Messenger RNA from Dendronephthya gigantea, 1056 nucleotides. RefSeq names its product tyrosine kinase receptor Cad96Ca-like. NCBI's taxonomy places the organism in Eukaryota, Metazoa, Cnidaria, Anthozoa, Malacalcyonacea, Nephtheidae. The record is from RefSeq and is a predicted model, not a curated record. Gene Ontology annotation, molecular function: transmembrane receptor protein tyrosine kinase activity; ATP binding. Gene Ontology annotation, biological process: positive regulation of kinase activity; protein phosphorylation; multicellular organism development. Bases 1 to 1056 code for a protein of 351 amino acids. Gene Ontology annotation, cellular component: signaling receptor complex. The transcript has 10 exons.
AUGGCGAACAAUGAAGCCUCUCUUGUAGAGUUACAGUCAGAAGAACUAACUUACGUUAGACUGUUGAAUAACUGGGAAAUUCCCCCCAACCGCUUAAAGGUUCUGGAUGAUAUACUUGGAAUUGGAAAGUUUGGGAUUGUGAAAAAAGGGUUAUAUACAGCUUUCCUAGGUGAAGAACCGGUACAGGUUGCUGUGAAAAUGUUAAAAAAUAAUCCAACGGAAUCUGACGUGUCAGAUUUCUUAGAUGAGUUGGAGAUGUUGAAAAAAACUAACAAAGAACCACACCCAAAUGUCAUACGAUUUAUUGGAGCUUGUAUUUUAGAAGAGAAACUAAUGGUGGUGACAGAGUAUUGCUUUUGUGGUAAUCUGCAAAGUUUUUUGAAAAAAAGAAGAGUUAUUGACAACUCUUCAACAUCUGACUCGAAGUAUGUCAAAACAACUUCGACUUUAGACGGUCGUCAACUGCUGAAAAUUGGUGUGGAUGUGGCAAGUGGAAUGGUGCAUCUUUCUGAUCUGAAGCUGGUUCAUCGUGACUUGGCUGCACGAAAUAUUCUUAUCAGCCGUGACGAUAAUGUCGCAAAAAUUACGGACUUUGGGUUGACAAGGGAUAUUGCAAAUACUGAAGAAUAUAUGCGAACGAACCAGGACCUACUUCCAGUAAAAUGGAUGGCAUUGGAAAGUCUACUUUACGGUCGAUUUACGACUGCUAGUGACGUGUGGAGUUUUGGUGUCCUCCUUUAUGAAAUCGUAACUCUAGGAGAAAUACCAUACAAACAUUUAUCACCGUUUGUGAUUGUCAGCUACAUUAGUUCAGGAGGUCGAUUACAAAAACCGCCAAACUGUUCCAACGAAAUAUAUAAGAUAAUGAUGAAUUGUUGGGAUGUUGAUGAAAAGAAGCGACCAAGUUUUUUCCAACUAAGAAAAGAUCUCCAUGAUAUGUUAAUGCAUGAUCAGAAAUCUUACAUCAAUGUACAACAAGUGAAGGAGGAAGAAUUACGAACAACGACCACCCCUUGUCACGUGACUGUUGAAGAUGAAGCAGCUAUAAAGCUCUAG